This is a messenger RNA of Solea solea (common sole), 1164 nucleotides long. RefSeq names its product translocase of inner mitochondrial membrane 29 (gene timm29). The transcript has 2 exons. The record is from RefSeq and is a predicted model, not a curated record. Bases 132 to 908 code for a protein of 258 amino acids. Gene Ontology annotation, biological process: protein insertion into mitochondrial inner membrane. Lineage: Eukaryota; Metazoa; Chordata; Actinopteri; Pleuronectiformes; Soleidae. Gene Ontology annotation, cellular component: TIM22 mitochondrial import inner membrane insertion complex.
UGAAGAUGUUUCUUGACGGAAGGCUAAAGGAGACCCUUUACCGAUCGCCAUUUUGGCUCCAUGUGAGCUAUCUUACUAACUGUCAGACAGAUAGCUUCUUCUGCAUGAAGGUGACCGUCUAAAUUUACGAAAUGGCUUCGUUGCGUUUAGCGACGAGGAUGUUCUCCGCUGCGGCAGACUUAGCGGCAGCUCCGGCCAAAGUCAGCCGCUGGGAGGCUGUGAAAAGCAGCAAAGCAGGCAAGUGGUGUCGCGGCCUGUUGUCAGAUUAUAAAGAGGCCUGUCGGGAGAUAGUGGUCGGAGCUCGGGAGCGACCGCUCAAAGCCACAGUGUAUGCGACGUUGCUGGGCGGAGCCUGGGCCUGUUUCCACACGGCACCAGACCAGUCGUCCUUUGAGGCAACUCUGCUGGACCACUCCAACCAGCUGGGCCUGCUGUCACCAUGGAUACGCAAUGCCACCUCUGACGGCCACGUCCAGAGUAUAGUGAAGCUCCGUAACGAGGGCCGACUCCGGCACGUCAACCUGGGUCUUCUCUCUCUAGUUUACCACACUUACCACGACCCAGACUCCACACUGUACGAAGCCCAGUGCUCUAAUCUGUCGAUGCCCUGGUCAGAGUUUCCCCGGCGGGUACUGGACGUGGGUUUCGCCAGCCGCUGGUGGAUCCUGGACUCAAAGAUGAAGGACUAUGAUGUGAACGAUGACGAGUUCAAGUACUUGCCUGCUCACAUGCAGGUAACGUCACCACCCACUGUUAAGGAGGUGGAAAGGAAUGAAAAGUUGCACACAGAGUCAUGGUUAACACUGACUGUGGAGGAUGAGGACAAAGAUGCACAUGCAGUGGACAAAGAGGAGGAGAGUGUCAGUGAAGAGAGCCAGACAGAACAACUGAAACAGACUCAAGUUUAAGUGCUUAUGGAAGAAUUUGCCACAAAGCAAAUUCCCAUUUUUCAUUUUAUUCAACUUCUCGGCCGUGAACUCUCCACACUGUUUACUGUCACCACAAACUGUCACAGAAACAAGAAACCAUUGCAUCUUUGGUAAAAGCAGCCCAUCAGAAUCCUCAGUUGUGUUUUAUUUAUCCCAACAUCUGUUUUGUGUCACAGAAAUAAUUGCAUUUAUAAACCACUAACCAUGUGUCAAUAAAUCUGUCAGUUACUCAGUA